ACUUUCAUUAUGUCGCUUUGAGACGCCGCACGCGAGACGACGAGACUCCUUCUUCUCUGCUCUCGCCGAGUCGCCAUUGCGCCUGCCUCGCCACCGCUCUCCACUCGCCAUCGCUCACCACUCGCCACCACCAGUCCACCAGAGACCAGACGGCGCCUCUUCCUCGCCCGUCCCAAUCGCCUCUGCCUCGCCAGACGCCAGUCGUCGCCACCGUCUUCUGCCUCGCCAGUUGCCAGCUGAAAUCUCAGAAUCUCUACCACGAUGGUGAAGUCUAAAGCUCAAUCAAAGAAGCAGCAAAAGCGCGGCGUUGAUUUCAAAAAAAUAAGAAGAAAAGUUGGUCGAAAAUUGCCCCCGCCCAAGAACUCUACUAACACGGAAAUCAAAUCCAAAGCGAUUGUUCUUCCCGAGCAGAGUGUAGCUUUUGAGAAGGCAGGUUUAGCUGUGAGUAAGAAAGGGUUAACCCUGAAGGAGCUUCUUCAGCAAACAAGUCAUCACAAUGCUAGAGUCCGUAAAGAUGCAUUGGUUGGAAUCAAGGAUAUAUUUCUUAAAUACCCAGUUGAACUGAAGCUGCACAAACUUGCUGUUAUAGAGAAACUGCGUGAACGGAUUAGUGAUGAUGAUAAGUUGGUUCGUGAAACACUAUAUCAACUCUUCAAGUCAGUUAUUUUUCCUGGAUGUGUAGAGGAUGGCAAGGGGCCAUUUAUAUCCUUGAUAAUGGUGUACAUAUUCAGCGCAAUGACAAAUUUAGCAAUUGAAGUGCGAUUAAUGGCUUUCAAAUUUCUUGACCUUGUCAUCCAGAAUUAUCCAUCUACAUUUUCCAUGUACGCAGAAAAGAUUCUCCAAAAUUACGGAGAUAUUUUGCAGAAAAACAAAUUUUUCCUGCAAGACAAGGGAAAGAUAAAGACUGGUCUUUCUGGGUUGGUUCGUUGUUUAUCACUGUUACCAUUCAAAAAUAGGAGUGCUGGUGACUUGUCAGAUAAGAAGGAUAUUCCUGUUCAAGUGACAUUGCACGCUUUUGUUCCUGACAUUUCAAGUGAUUCCUCUGGGCUUUCUAGUUCUGGUGUUGUGGAGAAAUUGAAGAAUCUCUUACCUGCUCUGGUUAGUUGUUUCCAGGACUUCAGUCCCUUGGUUCAUAACAUGCCCCAAAUGGACACACAGUCCUAUGAUUGUAUGCUACUUAUACUUCAAAACAUAGAUCUUCUAGUCAGAUUCUUUGUUCUUGAAUCUCCUUACCAUCACACACAUGUUAACAUAUCUGAUCAAAGAAUUUCACUGCUGGCACUCAAAAAGCUUUGGGAUGAGUUUCCUUUCAAUCCAACUCAUGACCUCUCAAAGAAGGAAAAUGAUCGUUAUUUCAAGUUGAAUAUUGUAAUUACAGAAAUAUUUUUGAAGAUAAGUCAUUGGGACCACCCUCCCCCUGCAUUGAUGGAGAAAUUCCUUGAGUUCAUUGAAAUUUCACUUUCUGAAAAGAUUUGCCACCACAUGGAGUCUAGUAAGGUGAUUCAUGAAAAGCAAUUGCUUGCAUUGGUGUCAUUCACUCCAGAACUUAUUAUGCGAGUUUCUGGUUGUUGGAAGUCUCGCAUUCUUGAGGCUUUUACUAAGGCUUUCAAGAGUUGCAGCCCGGAGUCUUUGAUGAAAUUAGCUUGCCUUUCUGCAAUUGAAGAAAUGAUGUUCUCUGAACAUGAUUGGCUUUACCUGGAUACAAGUGAUCCAGAACUGCUACAUUAUCAGAUUACUUGGAUAAGGGAGCUUCCUUCUCUGCUAAUUGUUUUAGGUGAUAAACAUCCACUAUCUUCUAAGACUGUGUUGCGUCUUCAACUUCGCAUAGGACAAACGGCCGAGUUUGACUCCCCAUUUGCAAAGGAAUAUGAUGAGAUGCAGUACAUACUACGAGGUUUUUAUAGCACAACUUGCAAUGAAGGAGGUGUAAGCUAUGGCCCUUUCAUGAUGCUUUCUAGAGAUAUUCAAGAACUUUCCCUCUGCUGCCUAUAUUACUUCUCUAUCUUGGACUCAACAAUACUUCAGUCAUUGGUUUCAUGUUGCCUGUCUCAUGAACUUGAACCAUUUUUAGUUCUUCGUAUUUUACAAGUUCUGCACACAGCCUAUAAAGCAGGACACAUCCAGAUUGCAGAUUACAUUAGUUUUCUGAUCACUUUGGUUUCACGUCUCCAUGCUUAUCCUGAUAAUCAUGAGGGGAAAUCAAUCCGUGCAUCCUUUCGGUCGCUUACUAGUGCAGUUUGUUCUUGUUUGUCACAGAUUGGUGAUAACUGUUUUAUUUUCCAGAUGGUGGAGAGAGUAAUUACUGAUCAGAUUUUUCUUAGCCCACCAGUAGAUAACAUGAAUGCUCUUCUAAGGAUACUUACUGCAAUAGACACUGCACCAACAAAACUUUCAGAACCGAGCAUCGACAAACUCAGCCAUGUCCUUCCAAAAUAUUUACUAGAUGUUGCAUCUGAUCUUCCAGGAGAAGUUAAUGAGCAGAAUUCCAGCUUGAGUUUAAAGAGAAGUCAGUAUUAUCUUCUUCCUUGCUUCUUCCUAUUUCAAAGGAGCAACAAUCUAUUAAGUAAAGUGUUGAAAGAGAUGGGGUCAGUAUUGGCUGAAAACCGUUCGCCCCCAUUGUCUUACCAUCACGAAUUUCCACAAAUCAACCAUAAGAGCACUCUCGUGGCAAGCGUGUCCGUUCUCCUGCUUUUGCACAGCGAUAUUAAAAUGAGGCGAGUUCUCUCGUCAUGCAAGCCGGAAAUCAACAGUAUUCUAGAAUACAUGGUCGCUCUUCUGGCUUCAGAGGGCAAUAACAUGACUAUAGACGAAAGGCAUGAGGUACAAAGAGCUUGCGAUAGGCUUACAACUGCGACUACUACUCUUCUAGCUUAGUAUUUGGCUUAAUUACACUAAAUGGAUAUUUCAUUUCUUAUGUGUAGUAUAUUAUUCUUUUUUUGUUUUCA
This is a messenger RNA of Ipomoea nil (Japanese morning glory), 2945 nucleotides long. Its product is annotated as testis-expressed sequence 10 protein homolog. Gene Ontology annotation, cellular component: nucleus. Bases 262 to 2874 code for a protein of 870 amino acids. Lineage: Eukaryota; Viridiplantae; Streptophyta; Magnoliopsida; Solanales; Convolvulaceae. The transcript is spliced from 20 exons. The record is from RefSeq and is a predicted model, not a curated record.